UGUGAGGCGACAGUGCUAACCACUGCAUCACCUUAAUAUUCAUAAACUGUAUUAAAAAUCAUACAUGUAUAUGCUACAUAAGUUAUGAUAUAGCACCACUGUCACCUCAUCAGGCCUGUUGUUGCUGGGCCCCCGAGGGGUGUGGCCCCCACUCUGGCAGCCAUUAUUUUUCUGUAUUGAAGGUGGCAAGCCUAGCUCUGCCAGGAGCAGAAACAACUGCAGCAGCCAUCACUCCUGUCCCGGCACUCAAAUGUAUGGGCCGCUGGUCAUCAUAUGUCUAUGAACGCUACCUUUGGUCCAUACAGAGAGGAUUGGAGAGAAAGUGAUGAAGACCAUGAUGGUGAUAUGAAGAAGAGAGGAGGGACAUCAGUGUUCAAUAGAGACUGAGAUCGAGAGGAGAGGCGGGACAAACUGAGGGUCAGAAAGAGAUAAAUCAACUGUAUGAUAGUGUUCUGGUCAGAAGCUGCCAGAGCUGCAGCUCCUCUUUUCCUCCUCUCACUGUUUGAUGGAGGUUGACGACGGAGCAGAGCUCUGCUUUCCACAACUCCUCAACACCUCCUGCAGGAAGUCGACACUUCCUCAGUCUGAAGAUGUAUUUCUGAACAGUCUGUUGUCCAUCUCUGUGCUCACUGUGGCUCUCAACCUGCUUGUCAUCAUCUCAGUCUCCCACUUCAGGCAGCUCCACACACCCACCAACAUCCUCCUCCUCUCUCUGGCUGUCUCAGACUUUCUCGUGGGCCUCCUGCUGAUGCCGGUAGAAAUCCUCCGAAAAACAUCCUGCUGGUUUCUUGGUGACCUCAUGUGUUCUCUGUAUAUUUGUGUAGGGUACAUUAUUCCCUCUGCCUCUGUAGGAAACAUGGUGCUCAUCUCACUCGACCGAUAUGUUGCUAUUUGUGACCCUCUGCAUUAUACCACCAGAAUCACUGAGAGAAGAGUUAAACUCUGUGUUUGUUUGUGUUGGUUCUGUUCUGUUUUCUACUGCUGUCUCUUUGUAAAAUAUGGCCUGACUCAACCAGACAGGUAUAAUUCCUGCUACGGUGAGUGUGUGAUUGUAUUUGACCAUACUGCAGAUGAAAUUGACCUUGUCAUGACCUUUAUUUUUCCAGUUUCUCUCAUCAUAGUUCUGUACAUGAGAGUGUUUGUAGUGGCUGUGUCUCAGGCUCGUGCCAUGCGCUCUCACAUUACAGCUGUCACACUCCAAUGUUCAGUGACUCUGACAACAAAGAAAUCUGAGCUGAAAGCAGCCAGGACUCUUGGUGUUCUUGUAGUUGUGUUUCUAUUAUGUUUAUUCCCAUAUUAUGGUGUGACUCUUGCAGGAGACAGCUUGCUCAGUACUUCAUCCGCAUUCCUUGUAAUCUAUCUGUUUUAUUUUAACUCGUGUCUAAACCCUGUGAUUUAUGCCAUGUUCUACCCCUGGUUCAGAAAAUCAGUUAAACUCAUUGUUACUCUUCAGAUUCUGCAUCCUGGCUCCUGGGAGGCCAAAAUACUGUAGAGAUGCUGUGGUGUGACUGAAAUGAGAUCUGCUCUACAAAUAUAACAUUUAAUUCAAAUACCAAAAAUUGUAUU
This is a messenger RNA of Micropterus dolomieu (smallmouth bass), 1566 nucleotides long. RefSeq names its product trace amine-associated receptor 13c-like. The transcript has 2 exons. The record is from RefSeq and is a predicted model, not a curated record. Gene Ontology annotation, biological process: G protein-coupled receptor signaling pathway. Bases 506 to 1492 code for a protein of 328 amino acids. Gene Ontology annotation, cellular component: membrane. NCBI's taxonomy places the organism in Eukaryota, Metazoa, Chordata, Actinopteri, Centrarchiformes, Centrarchidae. Gene Ontology annotation, molecular function: trace-amine receptor activity.